GGACGGGUCCCGGCACCUUGCGGGGCCGGGCACGGCGGGGCAGCGUCCCGGGCGAGCCGGGCUUGGCGGAGAAGCGGGGGUUGCAGACACACCACCGCCAGCCUCCCCGAGCUCGGACACCGCCGAGAGCGGCCGCUGCCUCCCCCCCAACCCCGCAGCGCCGCAAAGUUUGCAAAUGUCAGGAACAACCAGGGCCACACGAGAAACCCGACCAAAAUUCCGAGCGGGGGAAGUUGUGCCAGACGUAGACCACCAGCAUCUGUUUAUCAUUGUUGGAGCUGCAAGGGGAAAAAAAAACAUCCUCUGGAUGCUGAGCUGCCGGAGCGGAGGGAAUGGUCUGCCUCCCGAGCUGCCAUUAACAUUCAGAUACGUGACCGAGGCAGCUUUGAAGCCUUUUCUGAGGACUCCUUCGUCCUUCUGUAGAAUGUUUAAUCUUCCUGUGGAGUGUCUAACUAUGAGACUUUCAUUCUUGUGCCAUACAGAUGAGCAGGGGGCUGCUCAGGUGAUUGAACGGGUCCCAAAUCGUUACUGGAGAAUGGAGAGAUCAGGAAUGUCGGGAGCCACAGUUCCCCCCCCAGUCUCUGCAGAAGGAGCCAGGAUGACUUUGCAGCCUCCUGUCACACAGCUCAUCCAUGAAGGGGCCAGAGACAGCACAAAUGCCACCAGCUGGGAGGCAAAACUUGCUAAGAACCAAACCUUCCACGGGUUUAUUGCUCUCGCUGUGGCUGCUCACGGGCUGGGCACGUGUGCAGUUCAGAACGGGGAAAUUAUCUGUACGGGGCACCCGGUGCCACACGGUCUAACCUUGCAAUGGAAAAAAAAAAAAAAAAAAACAACAAAAAACCAAGUUUGA
Vidua macroura (Pin-tailed whydah) is the source of this 853-nucleotide messenger RNA. RefSeq lists its product as uncharacterized. The transcript is spliced from 5 exons. NCBI's taxonomy places the organism in Eukaryota, Metazoa, Chordata, Aves, Passeriformes, Viduidae. The record is from RefSeq and is a predicted model, not a curated record. Bases 176 to 853 code for a protein of 225 amino acids.